Fonsecaea multimorphosa CBS 102226 is the source of this 438-nucleotide messenger RNA. RefSeq lists its product as uncharacterized. The transcript has a single exon. Lineage: Eukaryota; Fungi; Ascomycota; Eurotiomycetes; Chaetothyriales; Herpotrichiellaceae. The coding region runs from base 1 to 438 and encodes 145 amino acids. The record is from RefSeq and is a predicted model, not a curated record.
AUGCCUGUAACAUGGCUGAAUUGCCAGCUCAUCAGGUCUGAUGAUCUGCCUGUGGACGUUGUACGCAUAGAAUACUCUGAAAUCGAGGCGACGGCUCGACCCACGGUAGAUUUGAACAACCUGAAAGACGAGCUCGUCGAAGACCUCAAGGAACUGGCGAGUGUCGGGCCUGGUGACGGGUCUCUAACAAGAGAGCUCUCACGUUCCAUGGUGGCAGCAUCAGGAUCAGAAUUUGGUGGAAACAAAUCCGCGUUCGUUGGGUCACUGGCCUGCCUCGAACGCCGGAUAAGGGUCUCGGAGGCUCUGGGCGUAAGCGGUGUCAAGCCGGCCAACUUUGCGGCGCAAUGCACAAGCUGGCGCCUACACGAGUCGUCGGGAAUUCGCUCAGUGGUAUCUUUUGAGCUCAAUCGCAAAUACUCAUCUAUGACUUGUUUGUAA